AUGGCGGACGGCAAUCUGGAGCUGCAGGCGCGACUGCAGCAGCUCGACCAUGAGCUGGAAGAGGGCGACAUCACACAGAAAGGAUACGAGAAGAGGCGAACGAUGAUCCUGUCGCAGUACUUGACCAAGGGACAACUGGAACAGGCGGGCCUGAACGUCAAUGAUGGAGGGAGCAUGUACUCGGCCGAGGGCAAUGGGCAUGGCAGAAUGAGCAGCUAUGGCAGUAUACCGGCAGGUCCAUUCACGCAAGACUACAGUUCAUACAGCGAGGGACAGCAUGGCCAGCACGAGGAGGGACAGAUGCCAGGAGCAUUGACGCCGGGAUAUGGCGGCCCUCCAAGUCAGGUUGCGAGGUUUCAAGAGCAGCAGUUGGGUAUGCGGCCACCGGGACAACGGGAGUCGACGAUUGGAAGCGGCUUGCGACCUGUCACGCCAGAGCGACCCGAGAGUAGCCAGGGCAGCAGGUACAGCUCUUCAAAUCCAGGGACGAUGGUCAACUCGGACUAUGCCUUCAACCCAGAACAGAAAUCACCGGGCGGUCAAGGGUGGGCCACACCCGAGCCAUCCAGCCGGAUGAGCACGAUGCUGGACUCUCAGCAGGGCUAUUUUUCCGACUUUACUGGCCAGCAGAUGGAGGACCAUAGGCCUCGCGAGAGCUAUGGCGGACCUCAACGAUAUAGCAUGGGAGAGGCGUUUUCUCCUACUGCCAUGAUCCCACCUCCUCUCGCACGCGAUGACCUACCUAUUACACAUAUACACCAACUUCCCCUCGAACCUCGUGAUGUUCCGUUCGCCGUAUACGAUCCGCACAACAACAACAUUCCCAUGUCCAAGUUUGAUAACAUUGGAGCUGUACUUCGACAUCGGGGGAAGAUGCAGGCGAGGCAGCCGGCGUAUUGGGUGCUGGACCCCAAGGGCAAAGAGACGGCUUCGAUCACAUGGGAUAAAUUCACGUCUCGGGCUGAGAAAGUUGCGCAAGUCAUCAGGGACAAGUCGAAUCUAUAUCGUGGGGAUCGCGUGGCUCUGGUCUAUCGCGACACGGAGAUCAUUGAGUUUGCGAUUGCGUUGAUGGGCUGCUUCAUCGCGGGCGUAGUGGCAGUGCCAAUCAACAAUGUCAACGACUAUCAGAAGUUGUCAUUGCUUCUCACGACGACCCAGGCGCAUCUUGCUCUGACGACUGACAACAACCUGAAAGCUUUCUCACGAGAUAUUUCAAACCAGCGACUAAAAUGGCCGACGGGCGUGGAAUGGUGGAAGACGAAUGAAUUCGGUUCAUACCACCCGAAGAAAAAGGACACCGAUACGCCUCUUCAAGUACCGGAUCUGGCCUACAUAGAGUUUUCGCGAGCACCGACAGGCGAUCUUCGAGGUGUCGUGCUGUCUCACAGAACGAUCAUGCACCAAAUGGCCUGUCUUUCCGCCAUGGUCUCGACAAUACCGGUCUCAGAGCACGUUGACACGUUCUCCUCUACACUUCGAGCGUCUGAUGGGACAUUUGUGGUGCCUCGACAGGGCAGACACGAAAUCAUCAUGUCUUACCUUGACCCUAGAGAAAGCUGUGGCUUGAUCUUGGGUGUACUUCUGGGUGUAUAUGGAGGUCAUACAACAGUAUGGUUUGAAAGCAAGACUGUGGAUACUCCUGGAAUGUACGCCCAUCUCAUAUCGAAGUACCGAGCGACUGUCAUGGUGGCAGAUUAUCCUGGACUGAAGCGCGCGGCGUACAAUUACCAACAGGACCCCAUGGCAACGCGAAACUUCAAGAAGAACAUGGAGCCGAACUUUGCAUCUGUCAAGAUCUGUCUCAUCGACACAUUGACUGUGGACGCGGAGUUUCAUGAGAUCCUGGCUGAUCGAUGGCUAAAGCCCAUGCGCAAUCCUCGAGCAAGAGACCUGGUGGCACCGAUGCUUGCCCUUCCCGAGCAUGGUGGUAUGAUCAUAUCGGUGCGCGACUGGCUCGGCGGCGAGGAACGUAUGGGUUGUCCACUUACCAUCCAAGAGAACGAGGAGGAUAGUGACGAUGGCGGGAAUAGUAGUCCUACAACCGCGAAUGGCUACACGAGCCUGCUGGACGGUACUAACAGCGAAAAGAAGAAGCAAAAAGCACGCAAGCGGCAUAGAUCAGAACUGAGCGAGGUCUUGCUUGACAAGGAAAGUCUGAAGACCAAUGAGGUUGUUAUUAUCGCCAUGGGAGAAGACGCACGAAAACGAGCAAACGAGCCAGGAACUGUGAGAGCAGGUGCUUUUGGAUACCCCAUCCCUGACGCUACACUGGCCUUGGUCGAUCCCGAGACGAACCUGCUUUGCGCGCCGUACACGGUUGGAGAGAUCUGGGUUGAUUCUCCUUCGCUCUCGGGUGGCUUCUGGGCAUUGCCAAAACACACGGAGACCAUUUUCCACGCCCGCCCGUAUCGAUUUGUGGAAGGUAGUCCCACCCCGGUCUUGGUCGAGCCUGAGUUCCUUAGGACUGGAUUGCUAGGCUGCAUCAUCGAGGGCAAGAUUUUCGUCCUAGGGUUGUAUGAAGACCGGAUACGACAACGGGUUGAGUGGGUCGAACAUGGAUCUCAUGAGGUGGAGCAUCGAUACUUCUUUGUGCAGCACCUUGUCGCCAGCGUGAUGAAGACAGUACCGAAGAUCUACGACUGCUCUGCCUUUGAUGCGCAUGUGAAUGGAGAGUACCUACCUAUCAUCCUGAUCGAGACCCAAGCAGCCAGUACUGCGCCGACGACGACAGGCGGACCACCCCGUCAGCUGGAUAUACCCUUUCUGGACUCGCUCAGUGAACGAGUGAUGGAGGUGCUGUAUCAAGAGCACCAUCUCCGCGUUUACUGUGUGAUGAUGACAGCGCCGAACACACUGCCACGAGUCGUGAAGAACGGCCGACGAGAAAUAGGAAACAUGCUUUGUCGGAAAGAGUUCGAUAACGGCAAUCUGCCCUGCGUACACGUCAAGUUUGGCGUCGAACGGGCAGUGCAGAAUCUACCUCUUGGAGAUGAUCCUGCUGGUGGUGUGUGGUCGCCGAUGUCCAGCCAGGUUCGACAAGACAUGCUGGCUAUGCAUUCUGACAAGCAAUACUCGGGUGUUGAUCACAGAGAAGUGGUCAUCGACGAUCGAACGAGUACACCUCUGAACCAGUUCAGCAAUAUCCACGACCUGAUGCAGUGGAGGGUAUCCAGACAAUCCGACGAACUUUCUUACUGCACCAUCGAUGGCAGAGGCCGCGAAGGCAAAGGCAUCAACUGGAAGAAAUUCGACCUGAAGGUUGCCGGCGUGGCCAUGUACCUCAAAAACAAGGCGAAGGUCAAGCCAGGCGAUCAUGUUAUGCUCAUGUACACGCACUCGGAGGACUUCGUCUUCGCCGUCCACGCCUGCAUAUGCCUCGGAGCUGUCGCCGUGCCCAUGGCCCCGAUCGACUCGAACAGACUUAGUGAGGAUGUUCCAGCUUUGCUCACCAUGAUUGCAGACUUCAGAAUCCGCGCCAUCCUCGUCAACGCCGAUGUCGACGCGCUUAUCAAGCAGAAGGCAGUAUCUCAGCAUCUGAAGCAGUCAGCGCUGAUAUUGAAGGUUUCCAUGCCAUCGGUUUACAACACGACCAAGCCGCCGAAACAGUCUCAUGGGUGUAGGGAACUCGGACUGACGAUUCGGCCGGCUUGGAUCGCUCCGGGGUAUCCUGUGGUUAUUUGGACGUACUGGUCGCCGGAUCAGAGACGGAUUGCGGUGCAGCUUGGGCAUAAUACACUCAUGGCUCUUUGCAAGGUCCAAAAGGAGACAUGCCAGAUGACUUCCACGCGCCCUGUGCUUGGAUGCGUCCGAAGUACUAUGGGGAUUGGCUUCUUGCACACCUGUCUGAUGGGCGUGUUCCUGGCUACUCCGACUUAUCUGGUCUCGCCGGUUGACUUUGCUGGCAACCCGAAUGUCUUGUUCCAAACUCUUGCGCGAUACAAGAUCAAAGAUACAUACGCGACAAGCCAGAUGUUGGAUCAUGCCAUUGCACAUGGCGCAGGAAAGGGCGUACAGCUGCACGAGCUGAAGAACCUAAUGAUCUCAACCGAUCAAAGACCCAAGGCUGAUGUCUACCCACGGGUACGGCAGGCGUUCGCGCACUCCGCUCUCGAUCGAACAGCGAUCAACACCAUCUACAGCCAUGUGCUCAACCCGAUGGUCGCCAGUCGCAGCUACAUGUGCAUUGAGCCGAUCGAGCUGUACCUCGAACCUACUGCUCUUCGACGAGGGCUCAUCGUGCCUGUGGAUCCAGAUACAGAGCCGUUUGCACUGCUUGUGCAAGAUUCAGGUAUGGUACCCGUCAGCACGCAAAUAAGCAUCGUCAACCCUGAGACAAAUCGACUCUGUCUUGUCGGAGAGUACGGUGAGAUCUGGGUACAGUCAGAAGCCAAUGCGCACGCAUUCUAUGGCACGAAGGAUGCGUUCGAUGCGGAGAGGUUCAACGGACGGACUGUCGAUGGCGACCCUGGCGUACGAUAUGUCCGCACAGGCGAUCUUGGUUUCUUGCAUAGUGUCAGCCGGCCUAUUGGGCCUGGUGGCAACUUGGUGGAGAUGCAAGUUCUGUUUGUGUUGGGCGGGAUUGGCGAGACGUUUGAGGUCAAUGGGCUUCAGCAUUUUCCGAUGGACGUUGAGGCGAGCGUGGAGAAAUGUCAUCGGGCGCUCGUGAGGGGUGGAUGUGCCAUCUUCCAGGCUGGCUCCCUCCUCGUUCUCAUUGCUGAAGUGAGAACACGAGCAUUCCUUGCCUCGCUGGUCCCAAUCAUUGUCAACACUGUCCUCAACGAACAUCAAUUGGUCCUCGACAUCGUUGCCUUCGUAGCGCUAGGCGAUUUCCCACGAUCUAGAUUGGGAGAGAAGCAACGCGGCAAGAUUCUCGCCAGCUGGGUCAGCAGGAAGAUGCGAACAAUCGCCCAAUUCAGCAUACGAGAUCCCGAUGCCGAAGGCAGCGUAGGCACCGUCGUCCCCGAAGAAGCCCUGCAAAGAAGAGGCAGCGGCCAAAGCGGAGCCGUCGGCGGACCCAGCAGUCUCCGCAGAGGCGAGAGCGCCCUCCGCCACUUGGAGAGCAUAACCCACCUCCCCGUCGCCGAAGAACACCCUCACAUGGAAGGCGACCCGCUCACCAUCGACACCCGCUCCAAAGCCCCCACCAUCGCCGAAACCGUCUACCCCGAACAAGGCCACCGCAACGACGACACCCCCACCAACGAAACCCCUCGCCCCUUGAACCUCAACACGAGCUUGGACUACUCCCCCGCCGCGCAAUACGCCGACGUCGUGGAGGACUACCACCACCCUCGCGCGAACUGGGACGACUAUGGGCAGUAUGACGAGCACAGCCAACCGGCGCAUGGAUACCCUGAUUAUCCCGCUCAAGGCGGCACGCAGCUGGGCUAUACACCCGCCGCGGACGACUCGCCGAUCGAUAUGCCUGCGCCGCUGGGCGGGCUGAGGGUUAUGAAUCGGACUAGUGCGGCGGAGGAUGAUUGGGGGGAGGAUGCGUUGAGGCAGUUGAAUCUUGGGAAGUGA
Molecule: messenger RNA, 5523 nt
Organism: Zasmidium cellare ATCC 36951
Lineage: Eukaryota; Fungi; Ascomycota; Dothideomycetes; Mycosphaerellales; Mycosphaerellaceae
Exons: 2
Coding region: 1-5523 (1840 amino acids)
Cellular component (GO): cytosol
Source: RefSeq, a predicted model, not a curated record